AUGUAUACUCAGAGAUGCACGUACUCCAAAAUGUUUCUAAUCUUUUUAAUUCUGCUAAAGGAAAUCGUUGUGACUCAGCAAACAGAGACGGCCGUUGAUGAGGGAGACGUGGCAGUAGUCGCCGAAGAUGUCGCCAAAGAUUCGGUUAAAGACGAAGUGAUCAAGAAAGCCUCAGUACCUAAAACUGUACCGUUUUCCGGUCGCGCACACGCCAAAGGAAGUGUCAGAAUCGUCACUCAUUUUGGACCAAACUACGGAAGAAAACCGUGGCCUUUUUUCAUGAGAACUGGCCCGCUACCACGCUACAUAAACUCUCCGUACAUAUGGCCGUUACGUGUAAUUGAAAUCCAACCCCAACCGUGUUACCGACCAUUCCGGAUGCAACGGUUCGGGCCAAAGUUUGCACCGUUUUUCGAUUUCGUGCCAAGAAGAACGAUGUGGCAGCGUUCCGUGGCAAUACCGAUGUUGAACGUGCCACGUUAUCAAUGUGUUCCGAGAUUGCAAAAUCUGAAAGGCGAUGAUACUACGGAUGACUGA
This is a messenger RNA of Bombyx mandarina (wild silkworm), 537 nucleotides long. RefSeq lists its product as uncharacterized. The record is from RefSeq and is a predicted model, not a curated record. NCBI's taxonomy places the organism in Eukaryota, Metazoa, Arthropoda, Insecta, Lepidoptera, Bombycidae.